Messenger RNA from Chaetomium fimeti, 2726 nucleotides. RefSeq names its product heterokaryon incompatibility protein-domain-containing protein. Lineage: Eukaryota; Fungi; Ascomycota; Sordariomycetes; Sordariales; Chaetomiaceae. The transcript has a single exon. The record is from RefSeq and is a predicted model, not a curated record. The coding region runs from base 125 to 2722 and encodes 865 amino acids.
CGUGUCGCGGCCCAGCCCACCUCCUCCCAGCCUCCCAGCCCAUCGGCAGCCCGCUAAGAUUCAUCACUCUUCAAACCCUCUCCAAACCCGAGCGCCAGUGCCAACAAGUGUCAAACUACAAAUCAUGUCGUCAACGGAUUCGUGCGCCAUCUGUGCAACCCCCGAAUUAUCCCUCCACGAAGAUUACUUCAAAUCCCGCAAACUGCCACGCCCGCUUGAAAGCGAAGAACGCCGCGUGUCCCAACGGCUCGCCACGGAGCUCUUCCAUAGGGAAUGUGCCCGCUGCCGCAAUGACGAUGACCUCGACCCCAACCUGUGUCCGUCCUGUCGACACCUCCGCCUCCGCCACCUCCUCUGCUGCGUCGCUGCCACCGAACGGCCUAUGGACUUCCGCGUUUGGGUCUGCCGGUUCGAAGAUAUUCCCGAGCGGAUGAGCGCCUGUUCGUUUUGCCGCCUGGUCGCGCGGGCCGUCCUGACGUAUGGGAACCUCUCCGGAGUGAAGCCGGGGGCUAAAUAUCAAGGCAGCUUGGUCAUCUCCGUUAAGAGGAUGGGAACCAUUCAAGCUGGGCAUCGUAGUUUUAGCAGCCGCUCUACCGUUUUUGGUUCCGGCAGACAGAUCCGGUACAGCGGCGGACCUUCGUUGUCUCAAGGGGGCGAGGUCGAUGCUGUUGAUAACCAAGUUGGAGCCAUUCGGGAGGCCCCUGAUAUCGAGGUCGCUGGGGGAAUUGUAAAUUGGCCGCUGGCACGCCAGUGGCUAAACAGCUGUUUGCAGCAUCACGACAAGUGCGCGACGCCGGGAACGGGCGCGGGCAUCACCCUCCCGACCAACUUCCGCGUCAUCGAUGUUAACAAACGACGUUUAGUGCAGAUGCUACCGAGUUGUCAGUUCGUUGCGCUCAGCUACGUCUGGGGGCGCGAUCCGGAUCCGACGAAGCUUGUCACAACUAGAUUAAGCAUCAAGGCCCUCCAAGAGGAUGGCGGUCUUGCCGCCCGAGACAUGCCCGUUACUAUCGAGGACGCGAUGGAGGUAUGCAGACGACUCGAGGAGCCCUACCUGUGGGUCGACCGGUUCUGCAUCGUCCAGGACGACCAUGACGACAAGGUCGAACAAAUCGCGGCUAUGGCGGCCAUCUACUCGCUCGCAAAAUUGGUCAUCAUCGUCGCCGAUGGAAACAUCGACACCGGCAUCGCGGGUGUCAGCCGUGAGAGGGCACAGGGCCAGGUUCGCGACCGUAUUGCAGGCCUCGACUUUAGCCUCAACGAGCUUUCGCACUGGGGAAAAAUCAGCCGUGGCGGGUGUAUCUGGUCGACGCGCGGCUGGACGUACCAGGAGGCCGUCCUAGCGCGGCGGAAGCUCAUCCUAACCGAGUCGCAGGCCUUCUUUGAGUGCCAAAAUGGGACCCCAGGCGAGGACGGAGUCAGCGGCUACGGGAGCGAGUACUUAUUUGUUGGAAACUACGCCCGGCAAUAUCAUCCUGCCCUGGUCGACACCUUCUAUCAUCAUCUCGGCGUCUACCGCAAACGAUCGCUCACCAACCCUUCCGACAUCUACAACGCCAUCGACGGCGUGGCGAAUGCAUUGUAUGGCGAGCUCGGCUCGCUGUGGUGGGGACUUCCGCGGCGGGAUUUUGACCAGGCAUUGUUGUGGUGUAUACGAUGGGAUGAUGCCCCCAAGUCCUGGGUCGCCGGUCCAGCCGGAAACGGGACGAAGCCUAGCUGGUCGUGGUCGGCAACGGACAGGGAUAUUACGCUGAUUGACGUCGUGGAUGGUCUUCGGCCGCUCAGGUACUGCGAGACGCUCGUGGCGUGGGCCCAUGUCCGCGAAGGAGCAGAUGCUCUGGCACAAAGGGUGGCAGAGAGCGUUGAGACGGUCUCCGGUAGCAAACCUCUCUCUCAGCUUCACAACGGACAAGACACGUGCGGCUGUCUCAGCGAGAUGUCCGAGGAUGAGGUGGAACGGCUUUUGUACCCGGUUGUCGCCUGGAGUCAUGGUUGCAUCACGGCGCCGUACCCCUUUGCGAAGCUAGAGAACACCACCUUCCCGACAUUGAGGUCUCAGAUCAAAUCCCGAUGGGCCUGCCGCCACCGCUACUGGCUCGAGGCAUUUCGAGGUGCAGCCCAUCCGAAGCCUCCACCAGACGACACAACCGUUCCAUCCGGUCCGGGCACCAUCUUUACCUGGGCACAAACCGCGCUUUUCCCACUGCGAGGUUCCAUAACAACACAAGAAACAGGCUUCAUAGGAACCACAACCAGUGGCAAUCUUAUCAUAGUGGACGAGUCAAGUGAACCCGCCGGGAUGCUGGUUGCUCAGGACAACGAGCUGGACCUCGAACCGGGCAUCGCGGGGAGGCCCAAGUUCGAGUUUAUUGCCUUGUCGGCGGGCAAAAUUGAUUGUAUGGUUGUGUUCAGGGAUGGACAUUAUAAAACAAGCUCGGUUGAACCUCCUCAGAGGGAAUCCACCAAUAUUACCUCGCCCGACUUUCUCGGUACGGAGCAGCAGGAACCUGAAGAGUUGACUGAUUGGGAGGAGGCGCGGGCGCCUGAAGAGUUGACUGUUUGGGACAGAGCAGGCGGGUGCCUGUUCCCACUUCCUGUAGUUAAUGUGAUGCUAGUUGAGCGAACCGGCGAGAACCGGGCGCGCCGGGUCAGUGUGGGGUGGGUCUAUCUUACCAGCUGGUUGAGUGCUCGGCCCGAGUUCAAGAUGAUAUGUUUGGAGUAGCGGA